GCUCAGCGGGAGCAGGAGCAGCAGCGGGGAACUGCACAUUGUUUUGGAUGGGAGUUGCGCUGUCAUUCUCCUCCGAGUGCAUCUCUGAGAGAAACAAAGGCGAAACGGCAACAGCAGCACGGAUUAUUGUUUUAGCUGAAAAUGAUGCUGUUAUUUUUGCGACUAUGGAGGCACAGUUUAACAACUGCACAUCUGUAUCUCAAAUGUCGCUAUUUCUGGAAUGACACUGUUUUGGCGACAAGGCUUUUUUUGGAAUAACGCGCUAAAGUAGAUGCUUACUGGAGAAAGUUACCUUACAUAUUGGAUAUAAUAAAUGAAUGCAUUGUGACAAUGACAACAAACUACAAAUUGUAACAAAACUACGAGGAGUGGAGAAUUCACAGUUUAAAAGCUAAAGUCUAAUGAAGAUUGUAACCUCAUCUCAAUGCUUAGAUCAGAGGAGAACAGGAGGAUGGAUUUUGGCAGAAGAAGAAUGACUCCACGCUUCUCCACGAGGUGCUUCCUGUGUAGGACUCAGGAGCUCAGGACGUACCUGUUCAUGUUUAUGGUGUUUUACCUGUUAGUGUGCACUGAAGGAUCCUAUUCUAAAACCUGUGAUAAAAACUGCAUCUUUGGAAGAUGUAUCAAUGGAACUUGCGUCUGUGAACGGGGAUGGGCUGGGGAUCAAUGUCAACACUGCCAAGGGAGAGUCAAGUUGACAGAGUCAUCAGGAUCGCUCACUGAUGGACCAGUUAACUACAAGUACAAGACUAAAUGCACUUGGCUGAUUGAAGGAUACCCAAAUGCUGUGCUCAGGUUGAGGUUCAUCCAUUUUGCCACAGAGUGCAGUUGGGAUCACAUGUAUGUCUUUGAUGGAGACUCGAUUUACGCACCUUUGGUAGCUGUGUUUAGUGGCCUGGUUGUCCCAGAGACUAAAGGAAAUGAAACUAUUCCUGAGGUGGUGACCACAUCUGGAUACGCAUUGUUACACUUCUACCCCAUGUCCACGGUUAAAUAUACUGCUGGAUCUUUUGCUGUGUUUUUCAGGAUCAACUCCUGUCCUAAUAACUGUUCAGGUCAUGGAAGGUGUACAACGGGUAACUCCAUCUCCAGCAGUGUUUACUGCGAGUGUGAGCGAUACUGGAAAGGUGAGGCCUGUGAUAUUCCCUACUGUUGGGAUGACUGUGGCAGUCCUGACCACGGAUACUGUGACCUCACCGGAGAAAAGCUCUGUGUCUGCAAUGAUAGCUGGCAAGGUCCAGAUUGCUCUUUAAAAGUUCCUUCGGCUGAGCCGUACUGGUUUCUGCCUAACGUGAAGCCUGAUGGACAGUCACUAGGUCGGGCUUCCCAUAAAGCAGUGGUUCAUGGGAAGCUAAUGUGGGUGAUUGGAGGGUUCACCUUUAACUACAGCUCCUUUCAGAUGGUUAUAAACUAUAAUCUAGAAAGUAGCACAUGGGAUGUAAUACCAAUCAACGGUGGCCCUCUGCAGCGCUAUGGACACUAUCUGGCUCUUUACAAGGAUGAUAUCUACAUGUUUGGUGGGAAGCUGGAGGCAGGCUCCGGGAACGUAACAGAUGAACUGUGGCAGUUUGAUACACGUAGCCGGUCUUGGUCCCUUAGAACACCCAGCCCUGGGCUGCAGGUCCAACCCUUCGCUGUGGAGGGACACACUGCUCACAUAGUGGACAACAGGAAUGGAGAACCCAUCAUGGUGGUGCUUUUUGGCUAUUCACCCAUUUACAGCUACCUCAGCCUUGUCCAGGAGUACAACAUUCGCACUAACUCCUGGUCGGUGGCAGAGACAAAUGGGGCGCUGGUGCAAGGAGGAUAUGGCCACAGCAGCGUUUAUGACAGCUCUUCAUAUUCCAUAUAUGUCCACGGAGGAUACAAAGCCCUCCCUGCCAACAAAUAUGGCCUAGUGGAUCAUUUGUACCGCUAUCAGGUCCACACACACACCUGGUUUAUUCUGAAGGAAAGCGGUCUGGCAAGAUACCUCCACUCCACUGUGCUCAUCAGUGGAGUUCUGCUGGUGUUCGGGGGAAACACUCAUAAUGACACCUCACUCAGUAAUGGGGCCAAAUGCUUCUCCUCUGACUUCCUGUCCUAUGACAUCGCAUGUGAUGAGUGGGCAGUUCUUCCAAAUCCCAAUCUUCAUCGUGACGUCAAUCGUUUUGGACACACAGCAGUUGUCAGUAAUGGCUCAAUGUACGUUUUUGGUGGUUUCGCUGGUGUGAUCCUGAACGAUGUACUGGUGUAUAAACCUGCAAACUGUGAGGCCUUCAUCGAGGUGGAUCUUUGUCAGAGCUCUGGUCCUGGUGUUCGCUGUGUCUGGAUAGAAGAACGCUGUGUACCCUGGGACUCCAGCCAUGCUAAUGACACUUUGCCUGCCUCCUUCUGCCCUGCACGCACCAAUUCAGCUGAUAAGCAGUGUCAGCAGUUUUCAGACUGUGCUUCCUGUACGGCCAACACCAAUGACUGCCAAUGGUGCGAAGACAAGAAAUGCAUCUCUUCUUCAAGCAACUGCACCGUGCUUACAAUUGAGCUCGCCCGCCACCCUCGAGGUCCCCUGUACCUCAACCCUCCCCCUGCAAUGAUUUCUGAUCACCAGCUCUCUAGUUGGAGACCCGGUGUGCGCAAAAAUGGCCAGUCUGUGAAGAACUUUACCAAAUGCAGUGUUCGAAGUGAGCAGGUUUGCAGCAAACUGGUGAACUGCAGGAGUUGCUCACUGAACAUCAACUGUCAGUGGGAACCACAACAGCAGGAAUGUCAUGCUUUGCCUGCACAUUUGUGCGGAGAGGGUUGGAGUCAGGUUGGAGAUGCAUGUCUGAGGCUGAACGCAAGCAAAGAGAGUUAUGAUAAUGCCCAGCACUACUGUAAGAAUCUGGAUGGCAACAUCGCCUCUCUGACCUCCGCCAGGCAGGUGGACUUCAUACUGGACGAGCUGCAGAAGUAUCAGCUGCAGGAGAAGAAACUAACUCCCUGGGUGGGUCUAAGGAAGAUAAAUGUUUCAUACUGGGGGUGGGAGGACAUGUCUCCCUUUACUGCCAGCACGCUGCAGUGGUUACCAGGGGAGCCAAGUGACUCAGGCUUUUGUGCGUACCUUGAGGCUAAUGUGACAGUCACGACUCAUGCAGCUGUAAGGUCAUUGCAAUACUCACUACUGCCUUUUCCUCCCUCAGUGAGCCCAAACCUUAGCGUGCAUCCAUGUAAGAUUCCCUGCGCCCUGCGAACCAGCUGCGCCAACUGCACCAGCCAGGCCAUGGAGUGCAUGUGGUGUGGCAGUACCAAGCGCUGUGUGGAUUCCAAUGCGUACGUCAUCUCCUUCCCCUACGGCCAGUGCCUGGAGUGGCAAACUGGAGACUGUGGCGCUCAGAACUGCUCAGGUCAUCGUACAUGUGGUCAGUGCCUGGGACAUCCUGACUGCGGUUGGUGCGGAGACCCUACAGACACAGGUCAGGGCCAGUGUAUUGAGGGAUCAUACCGUGGACCAAUGAGGAGCCUGAGCAGACAGAGCCGAGAGAGGGUAUUGGACACCAGUGUCUGUUCAAGAGAAAAGGGCUAUAACUGGGCCUACAUAACCUGCCCAGCAUGUCAAUGUAACGGCCACAGUACGUGUGUUAACGGCAGUGUGUGUGAGCAGUGCAAGAAUCUCACAACUGGGCCGCAGUGCCAGAUCUGUCUACCUGGUUACUAUGGAGACCCCACAAAUGGAGGGAAAUGCCAAGCCUGCAGAUGUAACAACCACGCCAACGUGUGCCACUCCAGCUCAGGGAAAUGCUACUGUACCACUAAAGGGGUCAAAGGGGACCAAUGCCAGCUAUGUGAUUCUGAAAAUCGCUACCUUGGCAACCCACUUAGAGGAACAUGUUACUAUAAUCUUCUGAUAGACUACCAGUUCACUUUUAGUCUGCUUCAAGAGGACGAUCAGCACUACACGGCCAUUAACUUCAUGGCGACUCCAGAAGAGACCAACAAGAACCUUGAUAUGUCAAUUAAUGCAUCCAACAAUUUCAACCUCAACAUAACAUGGUCUAUUGGCUCAACAGCGGGUACGAUCUCCGGGGAGGAAUUCCCCAUAGUGUCCAAGACUAGCAUCAAAGAGUACAGAGACAGCUUCUCCUGUGAGACAUUCUCCUUCCUUGCAAAUCCCAACAUCACUUUCCAUGUUUAUGUCAGCAACUUUUCAUGGCCAAUCAAAAUACAGAUAUCCUUCUCUCAACACGGCAGCAUCAUGGACCUGGUGCAGUUCUUUGUCACAUUUUUCAGCUGUUUCCUGUCCCUGCUGCUGGUUGCUGCUGUGGUUUGGAAAGUCAAACAGACGUGCUGGGCAUCACGCAGGAGAGAGCAACUAAUGCGAGAGCGCCAGCAGAUGGCCAGCCGUCCGUUUGCAUCUGUUACGGUGGCACUUGAGGCUCCAGAGGAAGAGGAGGAGCUUCUGCAGGGCCAGGUGGAGGCUGGUCCCAUAACGGUGGAGCCAUGUUUUGGGAAUUGUGCUGCUGUGCAAACAUUGCUGAUGAGUCUUCCACAGGCAUCUUCUGGAGUGCCUCCCCCCGGCCAGUGUGGCAUUACCAUAGCCAGUGCUCUUAUUGAUACGUCUCAGCAGAGGGCCGGCGACUUCAAAGACAAGUGCUUGAGUCUAAAGAGCCGUAAACAGCAGCACACGGUGCACCAGGGAACCUGCGUUUGAACCAGCCGACUGACCUCACUGGACACACUGAUUCUCAGCUUUUUUUCUCCUUCUCUCUCGUUCUCUACCACUACAAGGAGAUGGUGUUGAUGAGCGUGGAGCUCUUGAAGUGUAAAUGUCAAAGGAGGGUCGAGACGUUAGUAGUCCGUGUGUGGCUCCUCCUGAAUUGCACGCUCCAUAGUGGAGCUCGUAUUCCCUCAGUAUUGCUUGAACCUCUGUGGAGGACAUCUGCAUUUUGAUUGCACCCACUGGGUUUCUGUUUGCAACAGCUGUUUCUCUAAAAGGGAGGAAGUGUGUAGAUGAAACUCACUCGGACCCAAAAUAGUAACAAGUUUCAGGCCAGAAUUAAUCAUCUGAUCACGCAUGUAGAGGCAUUCAGAAUAAACCUGCUUCUACUUUCAGGGUUUUGUCUUGUUAUUUAGUGAAGUGUCUGUUGAUGACUCUUUAAUAGACUAAUUAUCAUUAGCCGAGGACUGUAUUUGGUUCAUACUGUAUGGUGUUUUGUAAUGGUCUUGGUCUGUGGAAAGUUUUAUUUUAGAGAUUAGAUUGGAUGUGUCUUGCAAAUCUGACAUUUGUGUCUCCUAGUGGCCAUACACAAACUCACGCACUUGACCACAUGAAAGGAGUUUUUGGCUUUUUGUCCGUAAAUUUUAGAUUUGAGGUUGUCUAGAUGCUACACUGAAAAGAUUUUGCUAUAGGUUUAAAUGUCACACAAUUAGAAAGAGCAACAA
Molecule: messenger RNA, 5397 nt
Organism: Sinocyclocheilus rhinocerous
Lineage: Eukaryota; Metazoa; Chordata; Actinopteri; Cypriniformes; Cyprinidae
Gene: atrnl1a
Product: attractin-like 1a
Exons: 30
Coding region: 425-4666 (1413 amino acids)
Cellular component (GO): Golgi apparatus
Molecular function (GO): protein binding
Source: RefSeq, a predicted model, not a curated record